Molecule: messenger RNA, 5248 nt
Organism: Acipenser ruthenus (sterlet)
Lineage: Eukaryota; Metazoa; Chordata; Actinopteri; Acipenseriformes; Acipenseridae
Product: serine/threonine-protein kinase/endoribonuclease IRE1-like
Exons: 22
Coding region: 257-3241 (994 amino acids)
Biological process (GO): protein phosphorylation; mRNA processing; IRE1-mediated unfolded protein response
Cellular component (GO): IRE1-TRAF2-ASK1 complex
Molecular function (GO): ATP binding; RNA endonuclease activity; protein serine/threonine kinase activity
Source: RefSeq, a predicted model, not a curated record
ACAGCUCUGAAAUGUAUUAGUAUAAUUUAAUGUAUAGGGGCUGUCUCUCCUACUCGAUUACCAUAGCCCUGUGCUGUCACCAGUGACGCAACGCCAGAGGUUAAAGCAAAACCAGGAAGAAGCUGGGAGUACCCUGAGCACUAAUGUAAUGGAGGAGCACGACUUGUGCGGAGAAAUCGCGGCGUCUUGAAUCAGAGGCACAACAUUGACUUCGGGAAACUUUUGAGCGCAUCGUUACAGUUGCUCGUACGGAGAGAUGUGUGAUCGGGUAUUCGCCUCUGCGUUAAAAAUGAGUUGGAGUCUAUGGAGCAAGGCCUUUGCGUGGCAUUUUCUGCUAUUGCUGUGCAGUAACCCUCUCCAGAUGUGCUCCUGCAGUGGGAACACGGUCACUCUGCCUGAAACUCUGCUCUUCGUCUCCACCCUCGAUGGAAGUUUACACGCGGUUAGCAAGAGGACCGGCUCCAUAAACUGGACGCUAAAGGAAGAUCCCGUUCUUCAGGUUCCAAUGCAUGUUGCAGAGCCUGCGUUUCUGCCGGACCCCAACGAUGGGAGCCUGUACUCCCUGGGAGGCAAAAACAACGAAGGACUCCUGAAACUGCCCUUCACAAUUCCUGAGCUGGUGCAGGCAUCGCCUUGCAGAAGUUCUGAUGGGAUUCUGUACAUGGGUAAGAAGCAGGACCUCUGGUUCGUGGUGGACCUGGUUACUGGAGAGAAGCAGCAGACCCUGACUUCUUCGUUCGCAGGAACUCUCUGCCCCUCCUCCUCCCUGCUCUACCUGGGGCGCACAGAAUACACCAUCACCAUGUAUGACACGAAGAACAAAGAGCUGAGGUGGAAUGCCACGUACUUCGAUUACGCCUCCACGCUGCCUGACGAAGACACGGAGUACAAAAUGUCUCACUUCGUGUCCAACGGAGACGGUCUGGUGGUCACCGUGGACCCUGAGUCGGGGGAUGUCCUGUGGAUUCAGAAGUAUAACUCCCCUGUGGUGGCGAUGUACAUCUGGCAGCGAGAGGGGCUGCGCAAGGUGGCGCACACCAACGUGGGGGUGGAGACCCUGCGCUACCUCACCUUCAUGUCCGGGGAAGUGGGGCGCAUCACCAAGUGGAAGUACCCCUUCCCCAAAGAGACCAAGGCCAAGAACAAGCUCAUGGCGACGCUUUAUGUGGGCAAGUACUCCAGCAGCCUGUACGCCUCCCCCUCCCUGGUGCACGACGGGGUCACUGUUGUGCCUCGAGGCAGCGCCUUUCCCUUGCUAGAGGGUCCAAAAACUGCAGGCGUGACCAUCGGAGACCAAGAGGAGUGCUUCAUUACCCCCAGCACUGACGUCAAAUUCAACACAGCGGGCCUCAAGGAGACAGAUCGUAUCAACUACAUGAGGAACCACUGGCUGCUGAUAGGUCAUCACGAAACCCCUCCCGCGGCCCACACCAAGAUCCUGGAAAAGUUUCCCGAGAACAUCCCGCGUCACCCGGAGAACGUCAUUCCCACCGGGGCUGAAAAGAACAAAGAGGAGGUGAUCGACAUGGAAGGAGAGGAGCAGGAGGUUCAGGUUCCCAUCGUUGACCUCAUCAAGGAGAAAAUCCCCAAGAAGCAGCAGAAGCUGGAAGCCCCUGUGGACUCAAUCCUGAAGGACAUGGCCACCGUCAUAUUCAGCACCUUCCUCCUGGCAGGAUGGGUGGCCUUCGUCAUCACAUACCCAAAGAACGUACAGAAGCAGCAGCAGCUGCAGCACCAGCAGUUCCAGAAGCAGAUGGAGGAGAAGAUCGAGCUCCUGCAGAGACAGCAGCUCGUGUUCCAGCCGCCGCUCGAGCUGGGCCAGGAUCCCGACUUCCUGGACGUGGCCCCGCGCGCCCGCACCGAGAGCUCCGCAAACAGCAGCCCCCGCGCCUCCAACCACUCGCUGCACUCCAACCUGUCCCUGUCUGAGAUGGGCAGCUCUGCCACGGAGCACGACGAAGGAGAUGACGAUUCUAAUGAAGUAAGGGUUGGAAACAUUGCAUUUAAUCCAAAACAAGUCUUGGGCCACGGGGCUGAAGGCACCAUCGUAUACAAGGGCAGGUUUGAUAACCGGGGUGUUGCGGUGAAAAGGAUCCUGCCCGAGUGCUUCAGCUUCGCGGAUCGGGAGGUGCAGCUGCUCCGUGAGUCUGACGAGCACCCCAAUGUCAUCCGCUACUUCUGCACCGAGAAGGACCGGCAGUUCCAGUACAUCGCCAUCGAGCUGUGCACAGCGACUCUGCAGGAGUACGUGGAGCAGAAAGAUUUUGACCGCCGCGGUCUGGAUCCGGUUUCUCUGCUGCAGCAAACGAUGUCCGGUCUGGCUUACCUGCACUCUCUUAAUAUUGUUCACAGGGACCUGAAGCCCCACAACAUCCUGAUCUCCAUGCCGAGCGCGCACGGCCGGGUCAAAGCCAUGAUCUCGGACUUCGGGCUCUGCAAGAAGCUGGCAGUCGGCAGGCACAGUUUCAGCCGCCGGUCGGGGGUCCCUGGCACAGAGGGCUGGAUCGCUCCGGAGGUGCUGAACGAGGACUGCAAGGAGAACCCUACCUAUGCUGUUGAUAUCUUCUCCGCUGGCUGCCUGUUCUACUAUGUAGUAUCCGAAGGCAGCCACCCAUUUGGCAAGUCCCUGCAGCGGCAAGCCAAUAUUUUGUUGGGCACUUACAUGCUUGACCAGCUCCAGCCUGACACUCAUGAGGGCAUUGUUGCCAAUGAACUCAUUCAGCAAAUGAUAAGCAUGGACCCCCAAAAGCGCCCGUCAGCGGAGUGUGUUUUAAAACACCCCUUCUUCUGGGGCUUAGAAAAACAACUGCAGUUCUUCCAGGAUGUGAGCGACCGGAUAGAAAAGGAGCCUCUGGAUGGGCCCAUAGUGAAACAAUUAGAGCGAGGGGGAAGAAGCGUGGUGAAGUUUGACUGGAGAGAGCACAUCACUGUACCUUUACAAACAGAUCUCCGAAAAUUCCGAUCCUAUAAAGGAGGUUCAGUAAGAGAUCUUCUUCGUGCAAUGAGAAACAAGAAGCACCACUACAGGGAGCUCCCUGUGGAAGUGCAGGAGACGCUGGGGUCCAUCCCGGAUCACUUUGUGUGCUACUUCACAUCCCGCUUCCCCCACCUCCUGCUUCACACGCACCUCGCCAUGCAGAUCUGCAGCGAGGAGAGGCUGUUCCAGCCUUACUACUACACAGGGGGGUCGCAGCAGAGACACAGACACUCGCCCCUGCCGGAGACCAGCGACUCUCUGUGAGCGGCAUCGCCUCACUCCACAAAAGACAUUCCAGGGCCGAGGCUGAGCACGAUGGUGGAUUGAGCUCGUUGCGAAGUGCCUUCAUUCCCUCGCAGCGUAUCUGAAGAAGGAUACAGGCACGGACAGCCUGCUUUCUGCACUGCGCUUGUGUUUAAACUGACGGGGAGUGGCGACGACAGUCCUGCUGCUAUUGCGGCAUUGACACCCUUUCAGGCCUGUUUUAAACUUUUUGUUUCUUUUUUUUCUUUUUAUAAAGCGGUUUGUGGUGCAUCAUGUACUAGCUGCUGCGAUGUUGGACUAGAUGGUGUGAUGGUAAAAUCAAGUGUCGUUUUAUCAGCUAUACUGUGAAACGGGUCCCACGGCAAGGCCAUACUAACUCGGCUAUUUUAAAGAAUAUAUAUAUUUAUAUAUAAUAUAUAUAUAUAUAUAUAUAUAUAUAUUUUUUUUUUAAGACUUUUUUUUUUUUAGGCAUUAAGGUGCAACACUUUUUUAACGUUUGGCCAUCAAAGAAUGGUUUAUUUUUUUACUUUGUUCAUGUAGGGUAAAGAUUUUCAGUGUUAAAGGGUUAAUUUUCCUAUUUUUUUUUUUUUUUUUUGCCUGUGGUAAGUCCCUUGCAUGGCACUGGCCUCUUAUCUUUCAUGGUUUCAAAACAGCUAUUGUUUCUGUGUCACGUGACCAGUUACACCCAUGGUGAAUGUGCUGUACAGUAAAUACCAACCAGGGCUGUGUGGAUCACAGGUGUGUGUGCUUAUGUAAUCAAUCACUUUUCUCUAGCAACGGGUGUGUCUGUCACAUUCAAUAGGAACACAUCGUCAAUACCCUCAAAAUAAUAAACACUGAGAACUGCUUCAAAGGUUUGCAACCUUUUCAAGUGGAAUUUCUCUUCAUUUAUGCGUUCUUGGCUACAAGCUGGGCUUUUAGGUAACCCUUUCCUCAUCAGUGGCAUUCGCAGAUCACAGCGAGGGGUUGCCCUGUUUCCUGCCUCGUGCUGGUCGGAAGCAGAGGGGAAUGACUGCAGACUUUGUGAAUCUAUUUAAUGAUCUCUACAGCGGCACUCCUUCAGAGCGUCUCUCUAAACCCUCACGCCUGCUCAAUUUACUCGACUUUAUAUUUUGUAUUGCAGUGUUAUUAAUAAACUACCCCUCGGGGGACACACAAGCAUGGUUGAUAUAAAGUUGAAGGGUGGUGGUAUCUAAAAUUGAAGCCAAUUUGAAAAUAAACAAAUGAAAGUGUGUUGGGGUGGGGGCGUCCCUUUUUUAUUAUUUUUUUUUGUUUGUUUCUUCUCACUGUACAUGCAUACACCAAAGUGCCAGAUUAUCAUUUGAAACAUUUAGCAAUGUUUGGAAUGUGUAACGCGGAUUAACACUGGACUGUUUUCAAAACGUUGCAUUAACUAGGAAGGUAGUCCUAUUUGUUUUUUUUUGCUAUUUACACAUUUCUAGAGGACUUUUUGUAAGUUUACUGUAUGUGCAGUAUUUCUUGACGUGUUAUAGUCUAUUUGGACUUGGUGCCGGGUUUCAGUAUGGGGGGGCUUAUUAUUGUAAGCCCUUUGAAGAAACACGGUUCAUUUGAAUGGGGGUACUUGGCUUUUAGAUGCUGUUUAUUUUUCAUUUUGUUUAGAUUAAUCGAUAAAUCAGAAAGCAUUAUUUUUUUAGGAACUUCCUAAAGAAUAUUCUCCUAUAGCAAAUCUUUUUUUUUUUUUUUUUUUUUCCAGAAAAGCUAAUUUAUUUAUUUAAGCUGAAGUUUCAGAAUGUUGUAAUUUCUGCAUUUUGUGGUGUUGCUAAUAUGCAAGCAGUUCUUCAAGGUAAAAUGCCAAAUAAUCAAACUGUGUGUUUUAAAUUAAGUGCUUUGGUGGCUUGGGAUGAUCAUACUUCUUGCCAACAUGUAAUCAUAAAAACUUGUGAUUAUAUAUAAUAUAUAUAUAAAAAUAAAACUGUUUUCUAUUUGCACUAAUUGUUAUGGAAAAUCUGUCAUUGUUGGAAAUUGAAAUAAAUUCUGUGCAAUUUG